CUGCCACAUCUAUUAAUCCUUUCUUGGAAAUCGGGACGAAGCCAGAAACGUCGAGAAGUAGACUGAAGAGAAUCUCUUUCGCAACUGCUACACCAUGGCUAGGGUUCCCACCAAGCAUGAUCGCGUUCAUCAACUGACUGUUUGUGCUGCCAGGAUUUCGAGGGAUUUUUAAAUAACUUGCAGGAUUGGGAACUUUCACUCAAAGAUAAAGACAAGAAGCUCAAAUCACAGCCUGACAUGGAGAAGAUGGAACCUAUAAAGAUGAAAAAUGCUUCAAGUAAUUCAUCCACCCUUGGAGUUAAUGGAAGAUCACACGAAACAAAAGAGCCUGGAAGCGGAAAUUCACAGAAGAUUGGAGUGGUUGGUGUUGAUAGAAGAAAUACACCUGUAAAUCACCCAAGUACAAGUAUUGCCAGAGACGAGAAUUACCUGAAAAAAUAUGAUACGGUUAGCCAGUUAUCUAGUGGUUUCAUGGCAGAUGACAGUUCUGUAGAUGCUAACUCCGAGAAAGAGCUGGGCAAUGAUUUCUUCAAGCAGAGAAAAUAUAAAGAAGCAGUGGAGUGCUAUUCCAGGAGUCUUGCUCUCUCACCAACUGCAGUAGCUUAUGCAAACAGGGCAAUGGCAUAUCUUAAACUCAAAAGAUUCCAGGAAGCUGAAGACGAUUGCACGGAAGCCUUAAAUUUGGAUGACCGGUACAUUAAAGCGUACUCAAGACGUUCAACGGCUAGAAAAGAACUUGGUAAACUUAAAGAUUCCAAGGAAGAUGCAGAUUUUGCUUUGAGGUUGGAGCCGCAUAACCAAGAGAUUAAAAAGCAGUAUGCAGAGGCAAAAUCUUUGUAUGAUAAGGAACUUCUUAAGAAGGCAUCUGCAUCGUUGAAAGGACCAACACAAGGGGAACUCAAGGAAUUGAAGUUAGAUAAAAGUACAAAACGUACACCGAAAAUUUCUGAAACCACAAGAGUUACUGCAACUAAAACAGAGAGCCCAGAGAUCAAUAAGAAUGUUGGCAAGAAAGUUGCAAAAGAGUCGGUUCAACAACUUGCGGCUCGAGCAGUGUCUCUUGCCACUGCCGAAGCUGCAAAAAACAUUGUCCCUCCAACCUCCGCUUAUCAGUUUGAAGCUUCUUGGCGAGGAUUCUCUGGCGAUCCUACUCUACAGGCUCGACUCUUAAAGGCCACGGAUCCUGUUGCCUUACCACAGAUCUUUAAAAAUGCUUUGUCAGCAUCGCUCUUAAUUGAUAUAAUCAGAUGCGUCGCUACCUUUUUCAGUGAUGAAACUGAGCUAGCAGUCAGAUAUUUAGAAAACCUGCCAAAGGUGUCGAGAUUCAAUACAAUCAUCAUGUGUCUCUCACCUGCAGACAAAUCAGAUCUCCAAAGAAUUUGGGAUGACGUGUUCUGCUCAAAGGAAGUUGCACCAGAGAUUCUUCAACAGCUACGCCCAAAAUACUGUUGUUAGAUCGUUUAACAUCCACCAAAUUUUACCAUAAUCUAUAUUAUUGAGAUUCUAUACAAUGAAUGCAUGCUCUUGUGGUGUGUUUUAAGUUCGCUUAAUGCCUCGUGUCAUUGCAUAAACGUGUUUAAUUUGAAGUGGUUGGAAGUCAAACAAAAAUUUACAAGCUGUAUUCGUUUUUU
Messenger RNA from Helianthus annuus (common sunflower), 1631 nucleotides. Its product is annotated as RNA polymerase II-associated protein 3. The transcript has 12 exons. The record is from RefSeq and is a predicted model, not a curated record. NCBI's taxonomy places the organism in Eukaryota, Viridiplantae, Streptophyta, Magnoliopsida, Asterales, Asteraceae. The coding region runs from base 238 to 1455 and encodes 405 amino acids. Gene Ontology annotation, molecular function: protein binding.